This is a messenger RNA of Carassius carassius (crucian carp), 1690 nucleotides long. RefSeq lists its product as uncharacterized. The record is from RefSeq and is a predicted model, not a curated record. The transcript is spliced from 5 exons. Bases 30 to 1583 code for a protein of 517 amino acids. NCBI's taxonomy places the organism in Eukaryota, Metazoa, Chordata, Actinopteri, Cypriniformes, Cyprinidae.
CCAUCAUUCCUUCCCAAUUUUUUAGAAUAAUGUCUGGAAUGAAAGAAGUCCUGAAAGAUGCUGUACUGUUGGUGUUGCCAAGCCUAUCUCCAGAUGUAACCAACCAGCUUGUUGAGAAGCUCAUGGGCCAAGGUGUCGAAAGCUUGGAUGAUUUGAUUUAUGUAAAAGAAGAUGACAUUUUGGAGUUUAUAAGACCUAUCCAAUGCAGAAAACUUCUUAGUUCAUGGAAAAAUCAAGAACAUCAAAACUGCACAGUCGUACUGCCACCUGCUGAGGUUCUCCCCUCGGUUCCCCCCGAAACAAACACUACUCUUGGUUCACCUCCAUCAAGCUCCUCAAAGCCAACAUCAAGCAGUUUAGCAUCAGCCAGUGCCACACAUUCAUGGACUGAAAAUUUCCAAGUUCCCUGGAACUUAAUGCCAGACGGUAUAAAGACUGCUGUUGAGAAUGGACAGAGACCUUCUCCUUCUGAUCGAAGACAAAUGAUUAGAAUCCUUGCUGACGAAAUGAGAAAACAUGACAAGAACCCCACCAGAUCACAGUGUCUCACUGUUAGUCGCAAAAUAGUGAGCCAGUAUCCAAAGUCUUUUGCUGACAUGUUGGGUGACAAGCAGGUUGGGGGUGGAUAUGAAUCUGUUCUUUCACAGCUGAAAGUACGCAUAGAGCACCUGAAUCGAACAAAUACACUAAGUCAUCAUAGGAUCCAAAGAAGUGACACCGGAACUACUAGAAAACGAAGUUCCACUGACUCGUAUGGUUGUACAAGAUGGCAGCCUGCUCUUCCACCUGGUGAAACUUAUGACAGUCUUGAAGUGAAACGUCAGAAGAUUGAGGAGAUGCAUCUUCAUGAAGGAAUCUCUGGAGCAGAGAGAGGAGACGUUUGCAAGCUCAUGGAGGGAACCUAUUGGCUUCAGCGUCACAUGAUCAAUGCAACCCCAUCCCCUACAAUUGCAGAUAUCAAAACUAAAUGGCCAUAUCUCUUCACACAGAGGCAUAUAUAUGGACAUUUUGAACAGCUUACUGACAAAAAAGUGCUCAGAUGUUUGGAAUUGUCUAUACAGGAGUGUGGACAAAUCAUAAUUGAAUUUUUCAAAAGCAAACCAACCAAUGAUGACAUUCGAAGUAUUCUCUCCAGAGGUGAAAAUGAUGUGGAUGCCAUGGUCAUACAACUACUCCUUGCACACUUCAAAGAGAAGUUAGAUGGGGUUUUCCUUCAAGCAGAUGAAUUUGCGACUCCAUCUGAUGUCCAGCAUUCUCUUCAUUUGCCAGAGAGUCCACGCCUUAUAUUUCUUGGUCAAUCUCUGAGCAACCAGCGCUGGAUGUUGAGUUUGGAGGGUCAAGUUGUGUGUGAAGGAGCACAGCCCAACUUCAUCACUGGCCUGGCAGCGCUGUUUGCCUCCUUCUAUAAUUUCAAUUUACAGUACCAGGAAGAGGCAGCAUGCACCCUUGAGUUUGUUCAGAGACGCUUUGUUGACAUCAAUCCUGAACGUGGAUCAAAAGCAAAAAAAGGAAAAGUGACUUCAAAGAAAACUGGCCAAGUUGUGCAAAAAAAGAACGCCACUGUAAGCCCACCAGUUUCCUAACUUCUGCGAAAACUUGCAGACUUUGAAUGGAACUUUGUUUAGAUCCUGUCAGCAAGUACAUUAAAAGUAAUUAUGAUUACUGCAUCGUUAAUUCCAUUUAUAAAAUA